AAAUGAAUGGGCGGGAAAGGGAUUGAGAAUUAGGAGGGAAACAUAUUAACGACUCAUUCUUCUCUCUCUCUCUCUCUCUCUCUCUCUCUCUAUUCACACUCUCUUCUUCAAUGGCGCAAAUCGAAACCCUAGGGAUAAUUCAAGACCUUCAAUCCCUCGUCUCUGAUCAACUCCAAGUGGUUUCAUAUAAAUGGCUAAGUCGAAAUUACUUGUUAUCAUCAAAUGCUGCAAAAAGGCUGCUUGAAGAAUUUGUGGAAAAACAUGGAAAUGAAUUGGAAGUGGUGUAUGCCUUGUCUGGCUGGUUGAAGAGUAAUCCUCAAAUCUAUCAUAUAAAGCUUGUUUCGGGGCCUAAACUUGCAGAAGCGAAACAAGAAUUUGAUGGCACGUGUUCAGUUCAGGUUUAUAGCGUGCAAGCUUGCAUCCCAAAGGAUGCAGCUGUACUUUGGAAUGCUGAAUUUGUACAAGCAGAAGAGCUCUUUAAGCAGCCUUCAACGGUUGACAAUUGCUUGAGGGAUAACAGGUUUUGUGCAAUUAGCAGUGACUUUAUUAAGCGUAAUGUAGAUGGAACUCCAUCCAUUGUUUCAACUCCCAAGCCUCAAAGUGGAGGAGGCCUUAAUCCAUCAAAAAGUGAUUUGGCUCGUCAAAAUGGUGCAGCUCGACAAUCCGUGCAAGAAAAGACAGAACAACGUGGCUCAAAAGUUGGUAUUCCAUCUCCCAAUGUGGUAAAAGAAGUUAAAAGCGAAACUACUGGGACGGGAGUUCACGAUCUUGCUAACAAACCAACUAUAAGUAAAGAUAAAGAUCCUCAUGUUCCUGCCAACAAAAAGAAAGCUCAGAACAGUAAAAGCUCUUCUGGUACAGAUGGUUCACUGGCUAAUUUUUGGAGCCGAGCAUCAGCAAAAUCCAAGCCUAGUUGUCCAUCGGAAACUACUAAUGGAGCUUGUGCAGAUGCUCAGAUUAGUGCUCGAGAAGCAGUAGCGGUAGAGGGUGUCAAUAGUGAUGAUGAUGAUGAUGGCCAAGAUAUGAAAUUCAAGAGAGCAUCCAAUGGUGAAGCCACUAGAAAAAGAAGGAUGAUUAUGGAUUUCUCAGACGAUGAAUUUGAAGAUGCAGUUAACUUAGCAUCACCAGACACGGGGAAAUCUAGUCGGGAUCUGAAAGAGAGUAUUGAAACUUUGUUUCCAGAGAAAUCGAAAUUAGACCUUGACAAAUGUGUGGAAGAUAAAUUAGAGGUCAAGAAAAAUGUGACAAUAAACGAACAAUCUAUCCCAUUGUUGAAAGAAGAUUCUUCAACUGUUCCCACUGACAGAACUAAAGGGACUUCCCCCAAAGAGGAUAAAAAUGUGAACAAAAAGGAUAAACUAACAAAUACCUCUGUUCCGGAAAAUGGUGUGAAUAAAAGGGAUAAAGUAACACACAGCUCUGUUCAGGAAAACGGUGUGAACAAAAAUGAUAAACCAUCGAAGGCUACUCCAGAUUCGCCUAAAAGAAGAAAGGUGUUGAAGACACGAAUUGAUGAUCGUGGAAGAGAAGUGACUGAGGUUAUCUGGGAGGGUGAGGAUACAGCAGCAGCAGCAACAGCCGAAAAGGCUAAAAAUGAUCAAGCAGAGAAAGCUGGCAGUGGUACAGUGAAGAAAGCUGAGAAUAAUAGUGUCCCCAGCAGACCGCCAGCAGUGGCUAAGAAGUCACCCGCAGUUGGAGGAAACACUGCCCCGUCAAAUCAAACAGGUAAAGGGGCAAACAAGAAAACCGGAAUCAAGGAUCCGAAGCAAGGCAACAUUCUUUCUUUCUUCAAGAAGAAAGCUUGAGGACGAGAUGGAAUGGAAUGGAAUGGAAAGCCUUUCAAAUUCUUUAGUUAUUUUGGGUUGGAUUGAAUUGUUGUCCAUGUGAUGUAGCCCAGAUAUUGUGAAUUAGUUAGUGUUUUAAACUUUUUGGCCAUUUUGAUGGCUUUGUUUUGUACAUAUGAAUCUUUCCUUUGUUAGAAUUUUCCUAUAUUAAGUGUGAGUGAGUCUUUUUCAACCUUAA
Cannabis sativa is the source of this 2022-nucleotide messenger RNA. RefSeq lists its product as uncharacterized. The record is from RefSeq and is a predicted model, not a curated record. Gene Ontology annotation, cellular component: delta DNA polymerase complex; nucleus. Gene Ontology annotation, molecular function: DNA-directed DNA polymerase activity. Gene Ontology annotation, biological process: DNA replication; DNA strand elongation involved in DNA replication; DNA synthesis involved in UV-damage excision repair. The transcript has 8 exons. The coding region runs from base 111 to 1805 and encodes 564 amino acids. NCBI's taxonomy places the organism in Eukaryota, Viridiplantae, Streptophyta, Magnoliopsida, Rosales, Cannabaceae.